UUUUACUUAUUCACACAAUUUUGUCCCGAAGACAAAUAAAUUGAACCAGUAAUGCCGUGAUAGAAUGAUUUAGAUGAUAGAAGUUGUGAAAUUUAAGAAAACUCGUCGUAAUAUUUCGUGAUACAUAGUUUGAUAAAUUGGCUGUGCUCGGUGAUAUUUUAUCAUAAUUCACGAUGGUAUUUCAUUACUUUACAAAAUAUGAUUAUUAAAUUCAUCAAGCUCACUGCGAUUCUCAUGAUUCUUAUGAGUUUACAAAAUGGAACCUCCGUUGCUAAAAUUCUACCUAGAAAACCAAGGGACUUUUUAACUCCAGUCAAAUAUGCUGCCAAAGCAAUAUGGAAUACAGUGAAGAUGGACAAAAUGGAAGUUUCUCUUACAAUAAUAUACCGUAAAAAUUCUAAACAAGAAGAAGUUCAUCUCUCUCUAAGCAGCAAUCAAUCAGUAUCCGGAUUACCGCGUUCAAUCUUCAAAAAAGAAAUUGUAUUCAUUACUCAUGGAUUUUUAUCCGAUGGCGAUGAAUUUUGGGUGAAAGAUAUGGCUGAAGCAUAUCUUGCCCGGAAGAAUGUGGUCAUCGUUACGGUCAACUGGGGUGCUGGAGCUUUGAUUACUAUUUAUUCUAAAGCUGUUAAGAAUAUGAUAAAAGUUGCAAAGAUGUUGGUCGACUUCAUUACCAACUUGAUUGAGCAUCACAGAGUUAAAGCUUCCAGGAUUCAUUUAAUUGGAUUUAGUUUGGGAGCUCAUCUUUUUGGAAUCGUGGGCAAAGGAAUACCUGGAAUUCAUCGAAUAACAGGAUUAGAUCCAGCUAGAAAAUAUUUCGAAAAUAAUACAGAACACCGACUAUCCAAAAAUGAUGCACGAUAUGUUGAUGUUGUUCAUACUAACACCAUAGACCAUGGUUUUGGUUUACCUGAUUCCGUUGGUCAUGUAGAUUUUUAUAUUAAUGGUGGUAAGAUUCAACGUGGUUGCAGAUCUUUCGUUAAGUCUUUAGAUAUUCUUUAUAGAUAUGCUUGCUCUCAUGGCAAAUCUGUUGAGUAUUUUAUCGAAUCAAUUAAAAAUAUCGAUUGUGUUUUUGUCGGAUUUCGGGAAAUGAAUAAUUCACGUUAUACAACAGCGCAUUUAGGAUUAGACACUUUCAAACAAAAGAAUACCGUCGGAGACUAUUACAUUGUUACAAAUGCACAAUCACCGUACUGCAUGAAAUGGCAGUAAAAGAACGAAUUUCCAGUAUUAAAAUUGCAUCAGCGAGGCAUCUACACAGCAAGUUCAUUGGUCUGGUAGUCAACUGUAAAGCUAACCUCGAAAUGAGAAACAUCCACAAUCACUCUUCUGCAGUUUCAUGAGAAAAGUUCAACAGAAUACCUACUUCAAGCAGGAAUUAAACAAUUCAAGUGCAAUUUUAUGAACGAACAGAACGAGUUGAGUGACAAAAUAUCCAAUUUGAACUAAAACAAUAAUCGAUGAUCUCAUUUUUGGUGAAUGAUGUUAUUUACAUCGAAUAAUUCAUUUUUCACGAAAUAUUUAGGUACCUAGGUACACCUUUUUCUUUUUUUCCAUACAAAAAAUUAUCUUUCCAGCAUCAAUUCAUUAACAAUGAUCAAAACAUAAAAUUGUAGAAAGUAAAACACCGAAAAUUUUCUAUCGAACAUAAUAUGUAUAUGCACUUAUAUGUGAAAUGAAAAUAUAAACCUUGCAAAAGCAUUCGAUUUAAGUAACUACCUACCUUACUGAAUUAUUUUAGCUUAAUCACGUUGAGAUGUUCGGUAUUUAAAAUACAUAUUUUUUAAAAAUUA
Molecule: messenger RNA, 1790 nt
Organism: Planococcus citri (citrus mealybug)
Lineage: Eukaryota; Metazoa; Arthropoda; Insecta; Hemiptera; Pseudococcidae
Product: lipase member I-like
Exons: 10
Coding region: 199-1209 (336 amino acids)
Biological process (GO): lipid catabolic process
Molecular function (GO): lipase activity
Source: RefSeq, a predicted model, not a curated record